AUGCAGAGAAUAACUCGUAUGCAAGCGGCCCAGAGGGCUGCAUGCACUGCCUGCCAUCAGCGCAAGGUCAAGUGCGAUGCUCACGACGUUGGGCUGCCUUGCUCCAACUGUAGAUCAACGGAGAGAAGCGAUUGCCGCCUGCACCAAAAGCGCAAGCGUGUAUCAAAGGCCACCAAAGCUGCAGCAAAUGCUGCCGAACCACCGACAACACCGAAGACAUUGGCCCCUUCCUUAGGUUCAGAUGAAGCUGCCAAAUCUCCACAAAGCGACAGAGCCAACCCUCCCUCGUCUCCCGGCAAUGUGGAUGAGACACAAAGGACGUCCCUGUCCACUCCAGCAUCGGUCGGCGUGGCAGGGGUUGACAUCCACGCCGCCGAGAACGGGGAAUAUCUCUACAAACGUCAUCUGGUAGAGUUUAUUGACCAGCCGGAGCUUGUGGAACGGCCCAUUGACAGCAAAGCCCGCCUCACUUACAUUGGAAGCGAGGUUUCCAAUAUCAACUUCCUUGUCCAUCAGCAAUUCGGAGCCCGCGUGCGUGCAUCGGGAGUAUGUCACUACCCGACCGACCGAAUCGGGCGGCAUAUGACGAGUCACAAUCGAGUACCCUUGGACGCCUUCCAACUGCCUCCCAAGUCACUGGUCGACCAAUUGCUUACUGCUUAUUUUCGGCAUGCUAACCCAGGGUUUCCCGUUGUUGACGAGCGUAUUUUCAUACGGCAGUACCGGGCUCGGGAUCCGUCAAACCCACCCUCGUUGCUUCUCCUCCAGGCUAUCCUUGUCGUUGGUGCCCAUGUGCUGUAUGACAGCGAUCACGAGACACGUAACUCUUGUAAGAUGGUGUUUUUCAGGAGAGCCAAAAGCCUCUACGAUACUGGAUUCGAGCGUAACCGUGACACGGUCGUGCAGGCUGCGUUGCUUCUUACCUGGCAUACGGAUGGUGUUGAAGAUGUAACCGCAAAUGCGUGGUUCUGGCUGGGUGCCGCAGUACGAACAGCAAUGGGCCUUGGCAUGCACCGUGAUGCAGAUGGAAGCACUCUUGUUGCCCACAAUAAGCACAUGUGGCGACGUGUGUGGUGGUUGCUGUUUCAAAGUGAUGUCUGGGUCUCUCUCCAAUAUGGCCGGCCGCAGUCAAUACACCUCGAGGACUGCACGGUCCAAAAGCUCAAAAUGGCAGACUUUUCGGACUGCGGGGACGAUGUGCGCCCAGAAUACAUGAUGCAAAUGUCUCAACUCGCUGUGAUAGUGUCGGAAGCCGUCAGGGCGCGGUCGCGCGCAACAACCGUUGAAUCAAGCAUAUCGGCUGUGCAAAGAAGUGACGAGAAGCUCGCAAGCUGGGCACUGCGCCUUCCUCACAACCUCCAACUGCACACAAUAUCUGGGGGCAUAGAUCCUUGGACAGCCAACCUGCAUCUCCACUACAACAUGGCCCUGAUUCUACUACACAGGCCGCAGCCCCAAUCGAAAGCUCGAGCUGAACAUUUGGGGAGACGACUUGAUGAUAACCUGGAGAUCUGUGUGGCUGCCGCAGGUUCUAUACAGUCGCUUUUUCAACAACUAUGUGAGGCAAACAACUUGAAGAGCCUUUGGAUCUCAGCCAUAAAUUGUCUUUUUACGGCUCUCAUACAGCUUAGUAGUGAAAUUCGCCUGUCGAAUCCUCUUUUAGCCGUUUCAGCUUUGAGAAGAUAUGAUUCUGCUCUGGUAUCCUUGAAGCAACUCUCAAGGCACUGGCCCAACGCAGAGUCCGUCCUCCACUUUUUCGAGAAGUCAAUCCGUGUAAAUUCUAUCGAAACUACCCCGGCCAACGGACCAGACAGCCCAGCAUUUGUUCCUUCAAGUAACCAAGAUUUACGGCCAAGUGAAAAAGGAAAAGAAUCUGACCUUGACAACUCCCGUGAGGGGAAUCUACAUGAUACUAUGCAGAACAAAUCGCCUUGCUUGCUGCAGCCAUUGGCCAUUACAGAUGAACAUGGGGUUAGUCAGGAUAUAUUUGAAGCUGCAGAGGAGAUACACGAUGCAUGGAAGCAGUGGCAGAGUGAGAACUGGUCCACGCCUGAAUUUUCUGAUGAUUAUCUCUUCACAUUUUGA
This is a messenger RNA of Clonostachys solani, 2085 nucleotides long. Lineage: Eukaryota; Fungi; Ascomycota; Sordariomycetes; Hypocreales; Bionectriaceae. The record is from the annotation of a GenBank genome assembly.